CCCAUCGUCGUUCAAGGCCGGUUGAGUGAUGGCAUCAAGCUGUUAGUUUAACUGUUGCUGUGGAGUGGCUUGUCUUUUGUCGUAGUUGACGUUCCGAAGAAAAAGUUUUGUGUCUUGGGAAGUGGCAGGAGAGAUAGCAGCUUCACGGAGACGAGACGAGUCCAUCUUGGUUGCUUCCGUGCUUGCUCCUCUGCAUUGUAAGAUUGUGACGACGGUGCCAAUCACACGCUGGCUGGUCUAGAGCACCUCUGUUUUUACCGUUGGUGAUCUCUUGUUAUCCUUGCUGAAACCUGAUAUCAUUCAUUGCACCACCACCACAACAGCAACGACAACAACUAGCUAGAAGAAAGAUGAUGGCGGAUGCAUUCUGUGGCAAGGGGGAGGGAUACGAUAGCAUUCAUCCUCCCAAUGUGGUGUUGGUGAGUUCCACUCAGACCAGCCCGGGGCAUGAUCAUGAUUUGCCCAUUUGCUCUCCAUUGUCCACGGCUCCCAAUUCUCCUUUUCGUGGACCCAGCUACGAUGAUGACGAGGACGAGGAGGAAGAGGAGAUUUCACCCCAAGAAAUACAAGAGCUCUUGGAUACACCCGCGUCUCGGCAGAAGCAUCCCAUUCGAAUGGUGGAUGUGCCGUUUGAUGAAGGAAAUCAUACCAGAAAAGACAAACCAGAUCCCUUGUUGGGAAAUCCUCGUCUCUAUGUCAAGACACCCACAACAACUAGUACGAAACCAGCCAUUGUCAGUCCUGCUGCUGCUACCAUGACAGGAAAGAGUCAUGUGUUGGAACCCGUGGAUGACAUUGAUGCUUACAGAGAUGAAGAGGAUGACGCCGACGCUGCUAACAAGGAGGAAAAGAAGGUGGAUGAUGCACCACGCUUACCUAUUUACACCCGUGGAUUCGCCAAGACACCCGAGUUUUUGGCUUCCUAUCCUCGCGUCGUCCCUCAUGCCGUCUCGGAGGAUGAAAGUGUCCCCAUGGAUGAACGACCCACCGGCAACAACUGGAAACAGCAACAAUCCUCGCCCUUGUCGGAGCAUGAAGAAGUGCAGAGCGAAGCGAGCGACUUUAUUGAAUGCACACGCAGCGGGGAUGACGAUAUUAUCCAAGACGAAGAAGAAAAGACUCCCAUGAAAAAGGCUCUCAGAACCGCCGAACGAGAAGUUCAGGAAAUGGAACGACGUGUACAACUCAUGCUAGAGCAACGGAGACAAACCAGUCAACGGUCGCAGCAGAGGUUUGUCCAAGAAGAAGAAUCCUUUCAUGACAGACCAGAUCCCAUGAUUGAGAUUGACGGAGAACCACCUUCUCUUUCACCAGGCGCAAGGAGGAAUGCGUCCAUGGACUCGGGAACUUCAUCCUAUUACUACGAUGGAUCGGCAAUUGCCAGUAGUAGCACUGCCAGCAGUAUCAACAAUACCACUCACAGUAGCAUCAACAAUACCACACUGGACACUACGGCCUCAUCCUUGCCACCAGCUGCGAGACGACGACGACCCAAAGACAACACGGAUUACUAUCUGGCAGGUGUAUCCUCACCCACCAAUGCAUUUGAUGCCUUGGCAUCCAGCUUUGAACAGGAAGGAAAUAAUGGAUCCUUUGCCCAGGUCAUGUCAGGGACGAGCAAGGCAUUUACCCAAGUCACGGACGAUCUCACCAAUUUCUUGGUGGGACCAGCUUCUCCCAAACAACAAUCACCACAAUAUCCGCCUGAACAACGGUAUCCUCCCGUAAGCCCGUCUCAUGACAGUGACUGCACACCUAAUGCUGGCAACCUGUCGCCUCGGUCAGUACGCAAGCAGACUUACAGGAACGACGAUGACGAAAACAUUGAUGUUCUGUUCAGUCGUCAACGUGCCAGUGCAAAAUUGGCAAGAGCACGCUCCUUGAUAUCGGAACGUCAAUCCAAAUCACCUACUUCGGUACCGCCUUUUGAUCCCAAACAAAGGGCUCGUCAGGUCAUGAACAAGCGAGAGAGAGAACAGCAGAGUCUGAGUCGUCCUUCUUCCACUACGAAACGCAGCAUUAGCAGUGCGGGUCGCGUGGAAGGAGCAACUCGUGCUGUGGGCUCUGCUUCAAGAGUUUCUAAUAAUGCUUCCAAACAACAUCGCAGCAGCAGAGAAGCCGAGGCGAAUAUUCCAUUUCCACCGACUCUUCAUCGGAUUGCCGCCAUGAUGGAGGAGUCCCUGGGUGGUGGUGAAUCAUCUGCAGAAAUUGCCGAGGAAGUGGCUCGUGACCUUGCGGCAUCCAAUGCCGCAUACAGCACUUCGCCAGCACCUGGUGACGAUUGGCCGACUAGUGUGAGUCAGUUAGUCGAAGAGUAUCAGACAGCGAUUACAGCGUCGCUCAGGAACUUGUCCAUGGAGGAAGUUUCUGGGCUUGCAGCUGCAGCAGGGAAACAGCACGUUUCCCCUGAAUUCGGUAAGGGCACAAUGGUAUCUCCUGGCGUGUCAGUAUCACCCCCGUCGCGAUCCCCCAUACCGCGGGAACUCAACGAAGCUGUUGCUGCUACUGCAAAUAACACUGCCGCAGAUUCCACACCAAAUAAGCAAACAGUUCCCGUCCCUUCUUCCACAGACAAGACCAAGAAUGAAUCCUAUGACAACUUUAUGGAAGAAAUGACACUUGGGGCUUGCUUACAAAUGCCAGAUUUGAAUCAUCCUCCUCUGCAAGACUCUCAUCCAAACAGCACCACGGCCCAAAACGUUGCAGGGUUGUUGACAUGCGAGAGAAACACGGAAUACGAGUACCAUGAUCAGCAUGACGAGGAAGAUCGGCAGCUACAUGCAGUUGAGCAUCAUGAACGGGCUCUCUUUGCCAAGCAACUGUCCGAGCGACUUUUGACUCUCAGCCCAAAUACGUCCACAGACAAGAGCGGCUCUAUUGACGACCCGUCACCGGCGAAGUUUAACCAUGUGCGAAAGGAUUUAGGGCUUGCGUUUGUUGCCAACGAAUAUCCUGGAAUAUCACUUCCGAAACGAACGAAUGCCAGCAUGCUCACGUCGGAUUCCAAGGACGAUGGUCGUGGAGGGCUCUUUGCUUCAAAUGUACCUCGGGAUCUUCCAAUUUCCGACGAUCAACCAAGUAUGUUGUCAGAGGCUUUCAGUUGGGAGCAUCCAAGCCGAGGCGCAACUCCUGAUCGCUCAAGCCAGAGCAAACCUACUUCCGCUUCGAAAUUGAACAUCUCCAGUGGAUCGCAUAAGCUGUCAAGCAUCAAACCGACAAUGGUAGAGAGCAUUGACAACGAAACGGGUAUUUCCAAGGGUGAUGUAAUGUUGUCGUUGCUCUGCGACAACUCAUUUUAUGCAUCGAUGGAAAAGCCUGAUUCUUGGGCGUGGCGUGUCCGGGAAGCCAUUUUGAGAGGGCGUGAAAUGCGACGAACUAUGUUCACGGAUGGAGGUCGGGCCGCUGUUAACCAAGAUGGCUCCGUUCGUGAUAGCCGACGGUCUCUACCGGUGGACGUAGAUGAUGUUCGUGUAGUGGGAGGCAUUCACAACGUGGCUUCGAUUCAAGCAAAAGCGUUGGGGCACAUGGACCUGGACGAGUUUGAGCAAGCGCUGGAACUGUACGAGGACAUUAUUUUCAAUUAUUACUCAUUCUUCGAGCAGGUUCUUGCAAAACGGGACGAGUUCUCCUCAGAGGAUGUUACGAUGGAGCUGUCCAACUUCAAGCCAUACAUUGGUGCAUCUUUGCACAACCUUGGGGUCAUUCACUUGCUGAAGGGAGACUACGAAGAUGCGUUCUCGUUCUUCAAGCGAGCUGUGGACAAUCGACGGGCGUGCCUCGGAGAAGGACAUUCUGAUACAGUUACAUCUCUAGUUCGCUUGGCGACUUGCCGCUUUGCAAUGGACAAUUUCGCAGAUGCGCAUACCAGCUUGGAACUGGCACUCGCCCUAGCCGGCAGCAAAGCAAAGACAACAAACGACUACUGCCAACUCGGUGAGAUUCUCAACAAUCUUGGAUGCCUAUCGUACAUGUGUGGUCAGCCUUCGAAGGCCAUGAAGCUUUUCAGAGAAGCCUUGGACGUUCAACUGGCGGUUCUCAAUUCGACGCUGUACGGAGGUUCCAUGUACUCUGCACACUCGGCCACCUUGAACAUCUCGAUUACUCGAGGGAACAUUGGAUUCUUGGCGCUCGUGUUAAAGGAUGUUUCCAGUGGGAUUGUGGCGCUGGAGUCUGCCUUGCGAGAACAACGCCUCCUCCUUAAUGGGGCCCAUGUAACUCUGGUGUCUACAAUGGACCACUUGGCUGUUGCCAACCUUCUCGAAGGCAGAACCCAAAAAGCAAUCAAGAUGCUUCGGCGCAUUUACGAGUUGCAACGAACCGCACAUGGGGCCAACGACCCACGUACGAUGGCGACUCGACAAAAGAUCUUGACCAUUCGAGGCCAACAAAUGGCGGCGUCUCCGAAUGCAAAUACGGCAAAAGAGGCUGAUACUCCGGUCAAUGUACGUAGCCCACGAGAGGCUCCUCCCGACGAACGCAAGGUAUCUCGGUCCAAAUCCGAAACUCCGGUUGUGGUCACCGAUUUCAGGCACACCCCACAAGCACAGAGGCCACUGAGCCAACCCAUCAUUCGACAGGCCAGCGAUGGUUCCAGAGACCCCCGUAGCAGCUCCAACAGUGUUUCCACGAACGGCAACUCUGGUGGCAGCAAGGUCAACUCGGUUUUCAAGGCAUUUCGAUCUCUUGGGAGGAAGAAAGCGACCUAGCUAGCUAGCACUGCGCUUUGAUUUAUUGUUGCUUGUUCGCUUUUUUGGUUAUCAAAGUGGGGUAUUGAAACAAGUAGUUUAAAUUCCAUUCAGUUUAUCCCAAGGCAGCCAAAUUAAUCGCUGGCUGCUCAUCUUCCACUGCUUCGCUAGCUA
Messenger RNA from Seminavis robusta, 4859 nucleotides. The record is from the annotation of a GenBank genome assembly. NCBI's taxonomy places the organism in Eukaryota, Bacillariophyta, Bacillariophyceae, Naviculales, Naviculaceae.